Molecule: messenger RNA, 1173 nt
Organism: Cloeon dipterum
Lineage: Eukaryota; Metazoa; Arthropoda; Insecta; Ephemeroptera; Baetidae
Product: lactosylceramide 1,3-N-acetyl-beta-D-glucosaminyltransferase-like
Exons: 3
Coding region: 64-1035 (323 amino acids)
Cellular component (GO): Golgi membrane
Molecular function (GO): hexosyltransferase activity
Source: RefSeq, a predicted model, not a curated record
GGUCCUGAAUCAAUAGUUAGUCAAUUGCACCGGCGAAAGACGGGCAGUUUAAGGCCACCUUUCAUGCGAGACGUUCCCUGCAAACGCUUCCUCCAGAGAUGGAAGCGUUUUUUAUUACUCGUAGUCUGCUGCUCCAUCGUGUUCCUGUGCCUAGUAGGAAUGGAGAGUUUGGGUGAAAAAUCUGCUAAGUUUCACAUAUCGCAACACAAGCCAUCGACCAAGACCAUACAGGAACUGUACCCGGGCGGAUUCGUACAGCCGCUGGUCGAAGACUGCACGAAUGAAGUGGAGGUGCUCAUCAUGGUGCACUCGGCGCCUUCGCACAUCGCCCUGAGGCAGGCUGUCAGGGCGUCGUGGGCUUCCAAGGCAUACCUGCCGCCCGGGGUGCGCGUCCUGUUCAUCGUUGGGCGGCAGUACGCCAAGCACCUCGACUGGGAGGAGGACGAUAUUAUAGUAGCCAACUUCAAAGACUCUUAUCGCAACUUAUCUAUUAAAAGCACUGCCAUGCUCGAUUGGGUGUCGCAUCACUGCAAACCCAAGUAUUUGCUUAAGUGCGACGAUGACACGUACAUCAACGUGCCGCUGCUGAUGGAGAAGAUUCGCGGCGUGACGCGCGAGUCGUGGCCCUUCAUCGCGGGCCAGAUCGGUCGAGAAUGGCAACCCUUCCGGGACAAGAGCGAAAAGUACUACGUGGGCCUGAACGAGUUCCCUGCCGAGGUGUACCCCGACUAUGCCACCGGACCGGCCUACUUGAUAACGGGCGACGUGUUGGCCCCACUGUUCCAAGCCCUCCUCAAAGAGCAGUUCCUCGCCAUGGAGGACAUUCUCGUCACAGGAAUCGUGGCCAACUGGAGAUUAAACGUGCCGCUGCUCGAGUGGAAGGAGUUCUUCAGCAUGAGAAAGGAACCGGGACUAUGCGCGGCAAAGAAUUACGUUUCCCUGCAUUACGUGCAGCCCGAGGAGCAGAUCCUGCUGGAAUACUACAGGAAGUCCAACAGCAUCUUGGCCAAAUUUUGCGAUUAUUUUUGGAGGUGACUCAGCGACUCCAGCGAGGAGCAUUGCAGAGCUAAGAUUUAAUUUCCCCCAUAAGACCGAAAAAACACAGGACCAAAUAUUUUUACUGAGAAAAAAUUGCCUUUUAGCUGCAACAGCUAGAAUACAUUUUAAGAGAAG